AUGACUGAGCAACACGAGACUAUACAGUCCGUUACUGAUGGGAUAUACAAUAACCUGGUUACAUCUAUGAUACAUAGCAUAGUGAGUAAAGAGACCGCUAGGGAAAAGCUGCUGCGAAGCCGGUACGGUUCUUAUAAGCAGUACCACUAUGAUCCCAACAGCCAGUUGGAUAUACAUGGUAAUCCAAAGCAGCAGGACAGCUCACAGUAUUUCUAUUGUGAGAACUGUGGACGUGAAGUCUCUGGUAACAGAUUUGCAGCACAUCUGCAGAGGUGCUUGACCAGAGGAAGCAGACGCUGA
Nakaseomyces glabratus is the source of this 300-nucleotide messenger RNA. It is a transcript of the gene SGF11, whose product is annotated as SAGA histone acetyltransferase complex subunit SGF11. NCBI's taxonomy places the organism in Eukaryota, Fungi, Ascomycota, Saccharomycetes, Saccharomycetales, Saccharomycetaceae. The record is from RefSeq and is a predicted model, not a curated record.